AUUUAAAUAUUAUUACUUAUUAGUUAAACUACUGUAAUAUGUCGGCAGUCAAAGCAGCCAAACAACCGGUUAUAUACCUGACCCGUAUCGAGUCGUUUGAUUCGGCACACCGUCUGCAUAGCCGACAAUUGGACGAUAAGACAAAUCGUGAUACGUUCGGUAAAUGUAAUACAAUUCACGGCCACAACUAUCGGGUAGAGUUGACUGUUAAGGGAACGGCCGAUCCGGUAACAGGUAUACUGUGUAAUAACUAUGUACUCAAACAGAUUAUGUCGGAUACUAUAUUGAAACCGUUUGAUCAUAAGUUUAUCGAUGAAGAUGUCAGCUAUUUUAAGGAUGAAAAUCAUUCGUCGACUGUCGAAAACAUUGUGUUUUUUAUAUGGAAAGCCGUUUCCGAGAGAUUGCCUAUAAAUGUUAGGUUACAUCAAAUCAAAUUGUAUUCAACGGAGAAAAAUGUGGUCACCUUUUCGGGUGAAUUUGAAUAAGCAAUUUGUAUAGCAAUUUAUAAGCAAUUUAUAAGCAAUUUAUAAGCAAUUUAUAAGCAAUUUAUAAGCAAUUUAUAAGCAAUUUAUAAGCAAUUUAUAUGCUAUUUAAUUAAUUACUUGUUUUUAUACUUGAUUUUAAUUAAAAAUGUUGUCACCUUUUCGGGUGAAUUUGA
Messenger RNA from Oppia nitens, 658 nucleotides. RefSeq names its product 6-pyruvoyl tetrahydrobiopterin synthase-like. Lineage: Eukaryota; Metazoa; Arthropoda; Arachnida; Sarcoptiformes; Oppiidae. The transcript has 2 exons. The record is from RefSeq and is a predicted model, not a curated record. Gene Ontology annotation, cellular component: mitochondrion. The coding region runs from base 39 to 485 and encodes 148 amino acids.